CCCAACACAUUUGUCCCACCAACAAGAUUCCCAAAACCUGUGAAAGAAACAAGCGGAAGCAAAGCAGAGACUGAGACAAAGAAUCACAUACCAACAGCUGCAUCCUAAGCCAAUGGCGUCAACAAUUCUUAGGCGAGCAACCUCAUCCGUUAUCAAGUCAAGUCUUCUAACGGAAGCGUCAAGGAGAAGCUAUGCCUCUGUUGCUGUGGGGACUGACAUCCUGUCUGCCGCAUCCCAAGUUAGUCUCCAGAAAGCUCGAAGCUGGGAUGAAGGCGUUACCUCCAAUUUCUCCACUACUUCUGUCAAUGAUAUCUUCAAGGGCAAGAAAGUUGUCAUCUUUGGACUACCUGGAGCAUAUACAGGUGUUUGUUCACAACAGCAUGUGCCUAGUUACAAGAAGAACAUUGAUAAGUUCAAGGCUAAAGGAAUUGAUUCAGUAAUUUGUGUUGCUGUUAAUGAUCCUUAUGUUAUGAAUGCCUGGGCAGACAAACUGCAAGCCAACGAUGUGAUUGAAUUUUAUGGGGACUUUGAUGGGAGCUUCCACCAGAGCCUUGAAUUGGGAAAAGAUCUCUCUGCUGCUUUGCUUGGGCCUCGCUCUGAAAGAUGGUCAGCCUACGUGGUCGAUGGAAAGGUGAAAGCUCUGAAUGUGGAGGGUGCGCCAUCUGACUUCAAGGUUUCUGGUGCCGAGGUUAUUUUGGAGCAGAUAUAAAGAGGGUAUGGUAUAUUUUUGUUAUUCCGCUCCCAAGAGGUACGGGGGAUCUUUGAGGUGGGAAAAUAAAAUGGUUGAGUGCACUUAAUAAGUGUGUAGGUUUAAAACCUAUGUUGUUACUGCUUUAAGUUUUCAAUGUUUACUGCUUAGAGAACAAAGUAGCCGCACAUCGUAUGAAAACCUUUAUGAAUUUGGUGAAGAGAGGUUCCCUAUGUUUUAGUC
Molecule: messenger RNA, 931 nt
Organism: Gossypium raimondii (Peruvian cotton)
Lineage: Eukaryota; Viridiplantae; Streptophyta; Magnoliopsida; Malvales; Malvaceae
Product: peroxiredoxin-2F, mitochondrial
Exons: 5
Coding region: 113-709 (198 amino acids)
Biological process (GO): hydrogen peroxide catabolic process; cellular response to oxidative stress; cell redox homeostasis
Cellular component (GO): cytoplasm; mitochondrion
Molecular function (GO): thioredoxin peroxidase activity
Source: RefSeq, a predicted model, not a curated record